Exserohilum turcica Et28A is the source of this 1841-nucleotide messenger RNA. RefSeq lists its product as uncharacterized. The transcript has a single exon. NCBI's taxonomy places the organism in Eukaryota, Fungi, Ascomycota, Dothideomycetes, Pleosporales, Pleosporaceae. Bases 22 to 1809 code for a protein of 595 amino acids. The record is from RefSeq and is a predicted model, not a curated record.
CAGGAGAGCCGCCCCGCCACCAUGCAACGACCCAAGACUGCAUCUCCCCCAUCCUCGCGGACCGCAAACGGCUUCCGCUACCGCCCCCUCGCCCAUGCCGACGGCGAGGACUUUCGCCUGCUGUGCCUCUACCCCGGCCACACGCACGACCCAAUUCGCUGUGACCUGCUCCACUCAGGCCUCGACGCCGACAUUGAGUACGAGGCCCUCUCCUACAGCUGGGCCACCGAGGACGGCGACGACAGCCUCUCCCACCCCAUCGCCUGUGCCUAUGUCGGCGACGAGCACACGGCCGAUUUUCUGCUAACCUCCAACUGCGCCUCGGCCCUGCGCAGACUGCGCCUGCCCGCCCACGAGCGCUUCCUGUGGGUCGACGCCAUAUGUAUUGACCAUGGCAACGUGCCCGAGCGGAACCACCAGGUUGGCCUCAUGGCCGACAUCUACGCCGGCGCCGCCCAGGUCCUCGUCUAUCUCGGCGAAGAAGACCUCGGCUUCGCGUCCAGGGGCCUGUGGCUCGACAGCGAGAGGCGCCAGCUCGCCCUGACCAAGCUGUUUGCAAAGAGAUGGGUGUCGAGGGCCUGGGUCAUCCAAGAGGUAGCCUUGGCCCGCAAGCUGCUGAUGGUCACGGGCGAUGCUGAGUGCGCCCUCGACGCCAACCUGAUGAGCCGGAUCCGCGGACGAGCCAAGAUCUCACGACUGAAGGUUCCGGGCCCGCUAGCUUGGGAUCCUCUGGCCAGCGCCCCAACAAGAGAUUUGCUGGCCCUGCUGCUGGUUUCGCGCCACUGCGACUCGACGGAUCCCAGGGACAAGGUCUACAGCCUGCUGGGGCUGGUGGGCGAGCGCCUGCAGCAGCUCAUCACCAUUGACUACUCGCAGAGCGUCGAGGAAGUCCUGACGCGCACCGCCGCCGCCAUCAUCAUCUGCCGGGAAGACUUUGAGCUUCUGGCCUACGCAUCGCUGUCUCUGGGGCCCAAGCACAUGGAAAAGGGCCUGCCCACCUGGGUGCCCGACUGGAUAGAGCACCAGGGCGACAUGACGCUGCGACCGCAAUUCCAACAAGCAAAAAUCGGGCCCUGGAGAUCUCUAGAAAAGCUCUCUGGCAGCUCGACUCGCGCCGCCGAGCUCGCCCAGCUGGACUGGGGGAGAGUAGUCCACAUUCCGUCCAAAUGGCCCCAUGACGCCUCCCUGGCCCCAUCCAUUGUCGUCCACGCACACUGCAUUGCCACCAUUGACAGCACCACAAGAGAAGGCAUGGGCGAGCGGUCACGGUGGCAAGACGCCCAGACGUUUGCCCGCGAUUUGCUGGCCCUGAUAGGCAACGGUUCCGGGCCCUUUGACACGGAUCCAAGAGCAUGGCCUGCACAAUACAAGUGGCUAUUCGACCCCUCCUAUACCCGCUCUCGGUCGUCCAUCCUGCAAAGCAACGGCUCCUCGACGUCGACGUCAAUGACGGCCGAGCCCCCUGAAAACAUCUACCGCACCGCCAUCCAGCAGUUCUGCGCCGAGCUCGCCAGCCACGGCCAAAACAAGUCGGUACUCCGCGCCGGCAUGCUGCCAGCCGUCACGAGCCACGAGUUUGCCGAGGGAGACAGCGUGUGGGCCAUUGACGGCUGCAAGGUCCCGUUGCUGCUCCGCGGCGCAGGCACAGCCGCACCAGGGUGCUACCGCAUCGUGGGCAACUGCCAUUUGUUUGCCCUGUCGCACUUGGACUGCUGGUCGACGACGGGGGCGGGGCUCGAGCAACGGUGGGACUUUGAUCCCUUUCGCCACAUGGAUGUCCUAGGCACCCAAACAAUACAGAUCAUAUGAUGUAGAUGAAAUCACUGCUAUGUCUGGUCACC